Saxophila tyrrhenica is the source of this 2424-nucleotide messenger RNA. RefSeq names its product protein kinase activating protein dpb11 (gene DPB11). Gene Ontology annotation, biological process: mitotic G2 DNA damage checkpoint signaling; DNA replication initiation; mitotic DNA replication checkpoint signaling. NCBI's taxonomy places the organism in Eukaryota, Fungi, Ascomycota, Dothideomycetes, Mycosphaerellales, Extremaceae. The transcript has 4 exons. The record is from RefSeq and is a predicted model, not a curated record. The coding region runs from base 1 to 2424 and encodes 807 amino acids.
AUGGCGCAAGAUAUGGAUCAUGGCAUCGAUCCACUCCCGCUCAAAGGUGUCGUCCUCUGCUGCACAUCGCUUCUGCAGGAUGCCAGAAUAAAGCUCGCCGAAACUGCUCAAGAGAUGGGCGCAAUCCACAAGCUGGACCUCACCGCAGACGUAACGCAUCUCAUCGUGGGCAGCAUCACCACGCCAAAGUACUGCUACGUCGCGAAAGAGCGGCCCGACAUCAAAGUGCUACACCCAGACUGGAUCGAGGCAGUCCGCGUGCCGUGGAUGGACGGACAGGACGUAGAUGUGCCGUCUCUCGAGUGGCAACACCAGCUACGGACAUUCCAUAAUCUACAGAUUUGUGUGACAGGUUUCGAGGAACAAGAGGAGCGCAACGCGAUUGCUGCAAAGGUUAUCAGCGAGGGUGCUACGUAUCACGGAGACCUGACGAAGGUGGUCACUCACUUGAUUGCUGCCGUGCCGCAAGGGAAGAAGUACGUGGCUGCAAGAUCGUGGGGUAUCAAGGUUGUGUCGCAGAAGUGGUAUGAGGACAGCUUGUCGCGAGGCAUGGCUCUGGAUGAGAGUUUGUAUGAUCCUGUCAUGCCUGUGGAAGAGCAAGGUAUAGGCGCGUUCAGGUUGCAGCCGAGAGCACGGACAAGCUUGGGCAAACGAGGCAGAGACGGCGAAGCGGAGGGCUCUACCGAGGCGACCAGGAAGAAGCUACGGCGAACAACAAGCACACGGCUGGAGAGUCAAAGCCAGGACAUGUGGCAGGAUAUAUCUGCGCACAGCGUGGGUGUCGAGACCUCUGGCGUGGACCAGUGGACGGAUCACGACGACCGUUCGACCACACGUGAUACAGGAGAGUCAUCGAUGACCGUGACAAGCAUGACUGAGCCUCCUCACAGGCAUCGCGAAGUCUCGGAGGGUCUGUUCUCUGGCAUCUACAUCUUCCUCUACGGCUUCGAUGCGAAACGCACGCAACGACUGCACGAGUUCCUGGAUCCCAACUGCGCACGUAUUGUCAAGAGUCUGACGGAGUUUGAGAACGCAUCCACCAAUCCAUUCUUCAAACAACGCUACUUGCUGGUGCCAUAUGACGGAAACCCUGCCAAGCUACAGCUUCCACCAGUUCCCGCGGCCACACAGACGGCUACGGAGUGGUGGGUCGAACGAUCGAUAUCCCACAAGCGUGUACUCGAUCCCAACGAUGAUGUGCUGAGUGCACCACUGUGGAUGAUUGGCCCGUCUGCUUUCAAAGACAUGCGUGUGUCGACCACAGGAUUCUCAGGCCUGGAUCUGCGGCAGAUAGCUAAAGCAGUCGACCUGCUGGGCGGCACUUAUUGGCAGACGUUGCAGUCGUUCAGCACUGUCUUAAUAUGCGCGACGGAUUCGAUCAAGAAGGAAAAGGCUUUCUAUGCACAGAAGCACAACAUCCCUGUGGUGUCCGCUGACUGGCUGUGGACAUGCCUCAAGACUAGCAAACAGCCGCCAUUCGACAAGUAUGCAAUCGCCCUACCUGCGUACGAUCCCGCAAGUAUGGGCGGCGAAUCGUCUUACACAGGCAGUCCAGCCCCGUCUGAAGCGCAGAAGCCGAUCAGGAAAGAUGAGCAGAUGUCAAAGCGUCUCUCCAACACCAGGAAGAAGCAGGCGACGCCGUCUCUUCCACUGCAAGCCGCGAGGUCGAGCCAUCAAUCUGCCGCACAGAAACCACAACCAUUCGUUCACGAGGACGAGGAUGAUGACCAAUCGUUAGACAGCGCGCCACCACCUCCACUCGCUCCGCGCGAGUCGCUACGAAGAGCCUCUCAGCCCCUGCAAGAGCUCUCGCCUAAUCGGUCGCCUCGCAAGACAAGUCAGACUUCCCGGAUUGAAACAGAAGAGGAUAAGGUGGAGCCCAACAAUCAUCUCAAGGUCGAACCACCCUCCGAAGACUCACACACAUUACCACAACCACCCACAAGCGACACCAUGGUGAAUGGCCAUGCACCCGCACGUCCGCGCCCCAGCUUAGAUGCUGACAUUUCUGAUCUUCUCCAACAUAGAUCAGCCGGCUCACGACCCAACUCUACUUCCGACCUGCAAAAGCGCAAGAACCGCCCACUUGGCCGCGCACCGAGCGGGAUCUCUAACCGUUCCAUGUCUGCUUCGAACCAGUCUGGCGGACUGUCACCCGUUCACCAGUCAGAUGAGACGGCCGAUCUUCCUGAAGAGGUCAGGAACAGCACUUGUGAAGUUCCUUUGCCGCCUUCUACGCAGCUGGGGUAUGAGACCGCGGAGGCGGAACAGCAUCGAUUACAGAUGAGCAAGCGGAUGGGGACGAAGCUGGAGGAUGAGGGAGGGUUGAGGAGGCUGGCCAAUGUGGGGACGGUGAAGGAUAGUGCGAGUAUUGCUGAUGCAGGGGUGGGGAACAGGGUGAGAGGGAGGCAUCGCGCGAAGUGA